AUGUUUGGCUCGCCAGACGAUCGCAGCUGCGUCAGCCACAGCAGCGAAACGUCCAUGCCGACCAUCUCUGACAGCGACUUUGUCCGCGAUGCUAAGCAGAUUCACUGGCAAUCACGUCCCGAUCUCAAGGAUGCCGCGGCUGGAGCAUCUCUGCCUCCACACAGCUUUGAUAGCUUGAUUCAGCCUGAUGCUGGAUCUUCAAAUUCCGGAAAGGGUGUCGGCAAUGUCAAGGCGAAGAUGAAAGCGGUGGCGAGGUUUUUGACUUUCACGUCAAAGCAUCGCCCACCGUCUAGCGAGCCUUCGGUUGAUGCUGUUGCGCCUGUUGGCGAAACAAAGGUCCCUAUCGCAGAGCCGUGUCUGCCGAGAAGCAUCGUUACUCCGACUCGCGAGGACCGAAAGAAUCAACAACGAGCGACUCGUAACGACAAUUCCAAGCCGACAGCAGGAGAUCGUCCUCAGUAUGGUGCUUCCAAUCCAGCGACUAAAGAUGGAUUUCAGACGAUGGCUGAAGGAACCAAAGCAAAGCCUGUCAUUGAAAGUUUGCCGGAACGACUCGAUUCUCAACACGACCUGAUGAGCCGACCGCCACCUCCUCCGCCACUCGAUGCCGGUGCGAUCAAGUCUGAUGCUGGAUCGGUGAAGACAUUCUCAACGCCCGUUCCUCCAAUGACAGCCAUGUUGGCAAAGAAAAGGUAUCCUCGCGUACCCGAGACGCCACUCCUCUUUCCGCCUCGAGAACAGCAACCAGUCCGCAUUGCCACACCUCAUCCUAUCCGACCAGCCGCCGUUCGUGUGGCCAGUCGUCCUCUGCCGCCUACACCAGCUCUUGCUGCGCUGUCCGCUGAUCGACUCCAGAAACCACUUAUGGGGUUGGGCUUAUCCGUCGACCCGCAGAACGCCUCUCAACUGGAGAAGCUCAUCGACGCCAUGCCGCACCUUCGACGCUUUCCAUACCUUCGACGAGGGAAAGAUGCCCUCGAUGCAAACCACCUAGCUUCUGAAUUGGAAAGCCUCGUUUCGUUCCACUCCGAGCGUCGCUCCGUCCGCCAGGCCACAUCGAUUGCCUCUUCGAUCACCGCAGCCGAGAUCGCUGAUAGCAGUAGGGAGGCGGUCUGCCACUGGCGGCCCGACCCUGAAUCGCCUCACCCCGCUGUUCAUUUCAACACACGUGAGUCGAUCAAAGCCGCCAACCCAACAGCUAGCUCCCUUUGCGUAGAGGAAAGCAGCGAGGAAACAGAGUCCGUGAGAAGGAUCCAACACUGGAGGGUGCAAAUCACACAAGCACCCAGCGUCUUGUCGAAAGUCGCAUCGGCCCAUUCUCGUUUUUUGGGUACUGAUGAUGUGUCGUCUCAUCUGACUUCGGUCAGCAGGAGUCCGCUGUCGAAGGAGAGUGGAGAGCAGGACGCAGAGAUUACGCCGACGAUGAAGGCCAGGCGAGUGGUCGGUCGUGAUGUCGCCAAGUUGCUUGAACCGAAAACUUCGCCCAGGAGCGUCAAAUCGAACGGCAAAGCACACCACCACCAGCAACCAAACCCUGACCAAGGGCAGCUUGGGACACAGCACAUCGCUCGACUCUCCGACUCUCAAUUCGAUCGUCUCGCUCGAGCCUCCGAAGGUACACUACCGUCAUCCCGCUCCGCACCUGUUCCUCGCGAGCUUCCCCUCGACAACAGCCACCUUCAGCCUUCGGCACCACCGAACACACCUGCUCGUCAAAGCAACAGCGUGGACGACGACCGCCGUACAUCGCUCGAAGCACCACCCACCACCGUGUCCGUACUCGAACAGAAAGCGACGCAACACCUCAACACGCUCGACUUGAUGAUUCGUAGUCAUCCGGAAAAGAUGGUGAAGAUCUUCAAGGAGAGGCCUGGGUUGAUGUUGGUCGUUCUGCUGAGGUGCAAAGUGGAAGACAGGAUCGAUAAUCCAUAUGGUAAAGUGGAGAAGGUCGUGGCUCCGUUGGUGGAUGUGGGUAUCUCUGAAACGAAAAAGGACGUCCCGAAGAAGACCGCUGAGGAGGUCUGUUUGGGACUUAUCGAGGAGAGCUUACUCGAUCUGCGCUUCGACAGCCACACCACCGCGAACGGCGGACCACGAGUCACACUUGACGGCUUGUCCACCUCGCAGCAGCAGGCCGAAGUAACGAGCACGCCCAGCAUCGUCAUCUCUCAGCACACUGGACGCCUGACUCCGACACCUUCGGCCCCUUCACCCAGUAAAGACAUAUCGUCGACCCCCAAUCCCACGAGCUUCAGCCAUGACUCUGUCAACGUCAACGCCGACAUCAUGCUCGCGGAACUGGAUUCACGAAGCAAUGCAGCUCUCGGCUCAGUGGUCGAUCGUCUCCAGCGAACCGGUGAACUGUGCGCUGUGCAGCAGUCGCUCGUUGCGCUUGAACAAAAGAUGAUGAACACCAACAACAGUUGCAGUCGCUUGGGGGAGCGGUUGAGUGUGGUAAGGUUCGCUGACGUCAAAAAGAGUCGUGGAGAUUGGAUCGGGACUGACUUUCUCCUUUUUGACUUGAUCUGGCGACAUACAGCUCGAACAGAUGGUGCUUUCGCGCAUCAACACCCCGAACACCACAGCUUCCUUCUUCAACGUGUAGACGUCAAACACACUGGUCUGCACAACGAUGACCUUGGCAGAAAUCAGACCCGCAUUUCAAUACAAGACAGAUGA
Messenger RNA from Pseudozyma hubeiensis SY62, 2679 nucleotides. Its product is annotated as ubiquinone/menaquinone biosynthesis methyltransferase. The transcript has a single exon. The coding region runs from base 1 to 2679 and encodes 892 amino acids. Lineage: Eukaryota; Fungi; Basidiomycota; Ustilaginomycetes; Ustilaginales; Ustilaginaceae. The record is from RefSeq and is a predicted model, not a curated record.